Molecule: messenger RNA, 976 nt
Organism: Carcharodon carcharias (great white shark)
Lineage: Eukaryota; Metazoa; Chordata; Chondrichthyes; Lamniformes; Lamnidae
Product: zinc finger protein 239-like
Exons: 1
Coding region: 1-870 (289 amino acids)
Biological process (GO): regulation of transcription by RNA polymerase II
Molecular function (GO): DNA-binding transcription factor activity; RNA polymerase II cis-regulatory region sequence-specific DNA binding
Source: RefSeq, a predicted model, not a curated record
AUGGAAGGAAAAAGCACCAGUCACAUUGGGGAGAAACCGUACACGUGUUCUUUUUGUGGGCAAGGCUUCAGCCGAUCAUCUGGCCUGUCGAGACACAAGCACAGUCACACUGGGGAGAAACCGUGGAAAUGUGGGGAUUGUGAGGAAGGAUUCAGUUACCUGUCUGAGCUGGAAAUUCACCAACGCAGCCACACCGGGGAGACGCCAUUAACAUGCUCCACGUGUGGGAAGGGAUUCAUUCAUUCAUCCAGCCUACUGAUACACCAGCGAGUUCACUCUGGGGAGAGGCCUUUCACCUGCUCUGAGUGUGGGAAGGGAUUCAUUCAGUCAUCCCACCUCAUGACACAUCAGCGAGUUCACACUGGGGAUAGACCUUUUAAAUGCCCAGACUGCGGAAAGUGUUAUAAAUGUUCAGGUGAACUGAUGUCCCAUCAACGGGUUCACACCAAUGAGAGACCGUUCAGGUGCUUUCACUGCGGGACUGGGUUCAGGCGAUCAUCUCAACUCACUGUACACCAGCGACUUCACACUGGAGAGAGGCCAUUCACCUGCUCCAAGUGUGGGAAGGGAUUUACUCAGUCAUCCCACCUUAGAGCACACCAGCGAGUUCACACUAAGGAGAGACCUUUUAAAUGCCCAGAUUGUGGGAAAUGCUAUAAAAGUUCCUGGGAACUGAUGCUCCAUCAACGCAUUCACACUGACGAGAGACCAUUCAGGUGCUCUCACUGUGGGACUGCGUUCAAGCAAUCAUCUCAACUCACUGUACACCAGCGAAUUCACACUGGGGAGAGGCCGUUCACCUGCAGUGAGUGUGGAAAGAGAUUCAGUCAGAAAUCCAACCUUCUGAGUCACCAACAAGUUCACAAGUGACUGCCGGAGUUGGAUUUUGCUCUUAAUCAUGUCUAGGAUGCAGCCAUGUUCAUCGGGGUCUUUUUCUGCUGAUGUUAUUAAGUUCCAGCCUGGUUAUAGAUUUUAA